GUGAGUGACGAGUCGGUGAGUGAGGAGUCGGUGAGUGAGGAGUCGGCGAGUGAGUGAGUGAGUGAGCGGGCGAGCGCGAUGUCGGAGGCCCUGGACUGCGGCCGCUGCGGCCGCUCGCUGCUGGGGGGCCGCUAUGCGCUGGGCCCGCAGGGCACGCCACACUGUCUGCCCUGCUACGACUCGCACCUCGCCAGCUCGUGCGAGCACUGCGGCAAGCCCAUCGCCUGCGGGUCCAAGGAGCUGUCGUACCAGGAGAAGCACUGGCACGAGGAGUGCUUCUGCUGUGCACGCUGCGCCACGUCGCUGUGUGCACGGCCCUUCCUGUGGCAGGGCGGGCAGCUGCUGUGUGGCGACUGCUACUGCAGCGAGGUGGCGGAGCGUUGCAGCGGCUGCAACAAGCCCAUCGCGCCAGGCUCCCGCCGCAUGGAGUACAACGCCGCCAGCUGGCACGAGGACUGCUUCGUGUGCUCGCGCUGCCACAAGCCCAUCGGCUCCGGGAGCUUCGUGCCCAGGGAGGACGGAAACUUCUGCACCGCGUGCUACGACAGUCACGUGGCCCUCCGCUGCACGCGCUGCAACAAGGCGAUGAAGGAGGGGGGGGUGCGCUACGAGGGGCGGCCGUGGCACCGCGAGUGCUUUGCGUGCGGUGCGUGCGGAGCGCCGCUGGCGGGGCAGCGCUUCACGAGCCGCGGGGACGGCGACGCCGCCGAGCCGCUGUGCCUGGACUGCCACGCCGGCCUCUACGCCCACAAGUGUGCCAACUGCGGCUCGCCCAUCACCGGCGCCGGGGGAGCCAAGUUCAUCUCGUUCGAGGAGCGGCACUGGCACCACGAGUGCUUCACCUGCAAGGGCUGCAACGCUUCCCUCGCCGGCAAGGGCUUCAUCGUCCAGGGCGACGACAUCGUGUGUGCCACGUGCGCCCACGACAGCUAGAGCAGUGCUCGGGCACGCACGCACCGGCACGCACGCACCGGCACGGUGAAACGCACGCACGGUGAAACGCAUGCACGCAUGCACGGUGAAACGCACGCACGGUGAAACGCACGCACACACGGUGAAACGCACGCACGCUGACACGGGUGUGCGCGCGUACGUGGGAACGCGCAUGUUCGUGCACAUGCACGAACAUGCGCACACAAGCACACGUGGGUGUGUACAUGCGUGCGCGCGCGCACACACACAAACACGUCAGACAGUUGUUAUUGGACAAUCUUAUUGGACAAUCGAGGUGGAAGAGCUUAAUUUUUGUUCCAAAAUUUGGGGGAAAGUGCUGUUCGCGAGCGCCGCUGAAGGCCCGCACGCCACAUGAGGGAACGGCGUGGCUAGCACCACGCCCUUUGCCUGACGUUUUACACGCACGCCACAGCAAGUGGCUCAUUUAAGGAUGAGUCAACCAAAGGAGAGGCCCACGUCCGGUUCGAAUUCUCACCACCGAUUUUAGCCACUGAGCGGGGAAUCGAACUCGGGAUACAGAGUUCGUAGCGCAACGCGCUAGACCACCGUGCCACCGCUCCUGACAACGCACAAGGAUACGCGCACACACGCACCUGAGGCUGUGUACCCAGGGCUUAAUUUAGGUCAAGUAGAACCCCUCGGUGAUUGGUUCCACGAAACCGGUCGCGAAGUGAUUUGGUCGUGAAGCGAGUCUUGGAAAUUAACGUUAAAGGUUUAAUUCGUUCCGAUAGCAUCGGAAGUUACCAUUUGUCACCCGAAAAACGUGCUUCAUAAUAUUUAAACAAUGGUUAUGAACGCGUAAAGAUGCUGACAACAAUGUGAACACAUGAUAUUAAAAGGAACAUGGUUAAUCGACGCAUUAAUUAAUAUUUACCGUACCUACAACAGCCCGUCGUUAAACAAGGGAGUGGCCGGUAAGCGAACACAUUGGGCUCUGAGGAGGCUGUCGUGAAGCGAUUAGGCAUUAACAGGGGCGGUCGUUUAGAGGGGUUCUCCUAUAUCGUUUGUUGUACAACACGCGACUCACCACAUCCUCCAUGCUCCUCGCUAUGGGUGUGGCUACUACACACACUCUCUCGCCUGUACACUCAACAACAACCGCCAUUCACCACUAAGCGGUGGUCACGUCGCAACAUAACUUGUGCCAGGCUAGGUGCACACACACACUCACUCGCACUCGCGAACACACUCACCCUCACGCCCGCCUCGCCGCUGCUGGAACAGCGUGGGGGGACGCGUGAGCGUGUGUGCUGCGUACACGCACGCUCACCCGAGUCACAGGGGGUCGCCUCCUUCUCCACCGCAGACCAAACCGGGGCGGGUGGCUCGGACGGCACUCGGCCGACCACCACCACCACCACCACUCCCGCACACCGCAGUGAAGUUCCCCACGGCAGCACCGGUGACGGAUCUCCGUAACGAAUCCCCCUCCGCCGCCCAGACACGGACGGUGCCGAUCCCCCGACCGUCCGGUGUUGAACCCUGGAGAGGCUGGCGCUGAGCUCGCGUGCGCGCGCCUCUCCCGCUCGAUAGCUCCUGCUGCUGCUGCUGCUACCAUCGUGAUCGUCACGACGAUGAUCUACGUCCAGGCAGAACACGUGUGGCUUAAACAGCCGCCCGCAACGCUCGCCCCUCGCUCGCGCGCAGCUGCUCUCCCUGUGUCGCCACGUGACCUCCCUGUGUCGUCACGUGACCUCCCUGUGUCGCCACGUGACCUCCCUGUGUCGCCACGUGACCUCCCUGUGUCGCCACGUGACCUCCCUGUGUCGCCACGUGACCUCCCUGUG
Petromyzon marinus (sea lamprey) is the source of this 2741-nucleotide messenger RNA. Its product is annotated as four and a half LIM domains protein 2-like. Gene Ontology annotation, molecular function: transcription coregulator activity. Gene Ontology annotation, cellular component: Z disc; nucleus. Lineage: Eukaryota; Metazoa; Chordata; Hyperoartia; Petromyzontiformes; Petromyzontidae. The record is from RefSeq and is a predicted model, not a curated record.